AUGGAGGACGACGAAUUCACCAUACCCAUUUCUCCACCAUCUCUCAAACAAAAACUCAAAAACUCACUUUGUUUCUCCUUCUGUUUCACCCACCGCAACACCACCACCCAACUUCACUCACUCGACUACCACCACCGUCCUCCGCCACCGCCGCCGUCCUCCUCCGAUGAAAACCCGUCUCUGAUCUGGAUCAAACCUGAUAUCAAAGACAAGUGUCGUACGAUCUUCAAUUUCAUCGGGAACGGAAACGGAAACCGUCACAAACGACACUCAUCUACUGAGUUCCGUUACGACCCGUUGAGUUACUCGUUGAAUUUCGAAGAUGAGGCUCCUUUAACGAGUUUCUCUUCUAGACUUCCUCCAUCGCCAUCGCCGCCGCCUCCGCCGGCGGUGAAGAAUUUGGGUAUCGCUGCGGCGGGUUUAUGA
Solanum dulcamara is the source of this 426-nucleotide messenger RNA. RefSeq lists its product as uncharacterized. The record is from RefSeq and is a predicted model, not a curated record. Lineage: Eukaryota; Viridiplantae; Streptophyta; Magnoliopsida; Solanales; Solanaceae. The transcript has a single exon. Bases 1 to 426 code for a protein of 141 amino acids.